GAACUCUUCUGUCGUAAUAAGAAUGAAUCGAAUGACGGCCUCUGAAGUGCCAUCAAACAAUCAAGCCCACAAUGGUUUAUCAAUCAGCAAUCUAACUGUAAUUAGUACAAUGACAAAUGCUAAACAAAAUGGUGAAAUUUCACCACAAAUCGAUACAAACUUUAUUGAACUGUCGCCAUCGGGUGAUUUAAGUGUUUCGCAAACGUCCUUCGACGCUAUGUCGAAUAAGGAACCGGACAAAAUGUUCGGAUGGGAAAAAUUUAAACCGAAAUUUCUACAACGCUUCUGCAAUGCAAAAUGGGCGCUCUUCUGGCUCUGUUGGGGUGGCGCUAUGCAAGGGCUUAUCGUGAAUGGCUUCAUUAAUGUCGUCAUUACGACUAUUGAACGACGUUUCGGACUGCGCUCUCGUCAGACGGGUCUUGUCGCCAGUGGCUACGAUAUCGCCUCAUUCGUUUGCCUGGUGCCUGUCACAUAUUUUGGUGGACGUGUUGGUGCAUCAAAGCCAAAAAUUUUGGCAUGGGGCGUUAUUCUAAUGGGCAUUGGAUCAUUGACAUUUGCGCUGCCACAUUUUCUAGUCAGUAGUUAUCGUGCAACAAUGAGCGAUAGUAAUGUUUGUCAAAGCAGCGCAACAAAUGGGACACAUUAUGAGACUUGCAGUUCGGAAGCCGAUACAUUUGCUGAGCAAGAGAAUCUUUCUUGGACCGUGUGGUUGUUCUUUUUGGCGCAAUUGCUGCAUGGUGCCGGCGCUUCGCCGCUCUUCACCCUCGGUGUCACAUAUAUCGAUGAGAAUGUCUCCACGAAGAUGUCCUCUGUGUAUUUGGGUAUCUUCUACACGAUGGCGAUAAUUGGCCCUGCCGUGGGUUAUGUGCUUGGCGGGCAGCUUUUACUGAUUUAUACCGAGUUCAUGACGGUGGAUGCCUCUGACUUAGGUCUGACAAGCUCCAGCAAGGUUUGGAUUGGCGCUUGGUGGAUUGGUUUCAUUUUUGCAGCGAUUGCUUGUUUUCUACUCUCCAUACCGAUAUUCGGUUAUCCAUCAUCACUGCCGGGAGCUAAAGAAUUGCAACAACAAAAAGUGUCUGAAGCCUACAAUGCCGAUGUACAGAAAAUUGAGCAGACAUUCACCAAACUCAAAGACAUGCCAAGCGCACUACUAUCAUUGCUGAAGAACCCCACAUUUUUCUGUCUGAAUAUGGCCGGUGCCACAGAAGGUCUAGUAAUCGCCGGGUUCGCAGCCUUUCUGCCCAAACAAAUUGAGAAUCAAUUCAGUAUUUCGCCAGUUUGGUCCGCGCUCUUAAUGGGACUCAUUACAGUGCCCGCAGGUGGUGGUGGCACUUUCCUCGGCGGUUAUCUAAUUAAAAAAUUGAAACUAAACUGCGCCAAUAUUAUAAAAAUGUGUUUGAUUAUGACAACGAUUUCGGCAUUCUUCACCUCUUGCUUUUUGCUCUCCUGUCCGAAUUUGGCGUUUGCGGGUGUCACUACACAGUAUCGCAGGGAAGUGCUUAAAGACAGUGCCAAGGAAAUGACAAAUUUGACAGAUGGCGUGGAGCGCUCUUACUUGGGCAUGGAGCUGCAAUCGAGUUGUAAUGUGGAUUGUGGUUGCAGUAAAUUGAAUUAUGAACCGAUUUGUGGCGCUGAUGGUAUUCUCUAUUAUAGUCCAUGCUUCGCCGGUUGCCAUGAGGAAUAUCAUAUGAAUCAGGUUAAAAUUUACACGAAUUGCUCGUGCAUCGAUAAGCAAAUGUUUGAUGAUGGUGACACCCCAGAUGCCACGAAUCUGAUGUGUAAAUCUACUUGUCAUUACCUGUCGUAUUUCGUGGGCUUGUGUUUUGUGCUGAUGCUCUUUACAUUCCUGUCGACUAUGCCGGCACUGUCGGCUACACUGAGGUGUGUGCGCGACGAUCAGCGUUCGUUUGCACUCGGUAUACAGUGGAUAAAAGUGCGGCUUUUCGGCACUAUACCAGCGCCAAUGAUUUUCGGCAAGCUCAUUGAUGAUUCAUGCAUUCUUUGGCAGGAGACUUGCGAUGAAGACGGCAGCGGUGUGGGGGCUUGCUUGGUCUACGACAACUACAACAUGAGCAAGUAUAUGUGGCUGCUAGCACUGGUAGGCAAAACGCUGUCUGUUAUAUUUUUCUUUGGCGCACUGUGGUUUUACAUACCACCAAAAAAGUCAGCAAUUAACAGCGAUAACUCACAGACUGUAAACAACAGUGCCGACAUAACGAAAGUGGCCACGGUCGAGGCCAAAUGAAUCAAAAAUAGUUGAACACAUCCCCAUGCUUACAUACUCGUGUGCAUAUGCGAGCGCAUACAUACAAGUUCGUUUAUUUAUACAUAUAAGUGUGUGUGCUCGUGUUUAGAAGGAAUACUCAAAACAAAAACGUAAAAGCAGUUUCUCCUCGCAUUCUGCCCGCUCACCGAAACUGGAAAUGUAAACAAAAACGAAAGCGCAUCAAAACAGUUCGGUGGUUCGCCAUUUCGGCAUAAGCAAACACACACACUCGCUUUACACGUGCAGUCGACUUAUAUGUAUGUAUGUGCUGUCAGCUGAUUACAGUCACGGCUAUCAUAAAGGCUUCGGUAUUUAUAUAUUUUAGUAUGUACUCUUUAGAUUUCCUAUAAUGUUAAGAGCAAGCGUAACUGUAACAGUAGUUUUCUAAUAUUUGUAUAAUCAAUAAAUAUUUGUGGAAAAUAAUUAUGUAAUUGUUUAUCAAUUUGUAACUUGUACUGUGAAUGUGUUAAAAAAAAAACAUUGAGACCAACAGCUGUGCCUAAGUAUGUAUAAAGUUUUAAACAAAAAACUC
Messenger RNA from Bactrocera neohumeralis, 2798 nucleotides. RefSeq names its product solute carrier organic anion transporter family member 4A1 (gene Oatp26F). Lineage: Eukaryota; Metazoa; Arthropoda; Insecta; Diptera; Tephritidae. Gene Ontology annotation, biological process: sodium-independent organic anion transport; transmembrane transport. Gene Ontology annotation, molecular function: protein binding. The coding region runs from base 23 to 2245 and encodes 740 amino acids. Gene Ontology annotation, cellular component: membrane. The transcript has 7 exons. The record is from RefSeq and is a predicted model, not a curated record.